GGAUCCUGUGCUCUCCUUACCUAAGGCAGGGAGAGGCGGACCUCGGGGAUACGUAUCUUUGGAGAAAAGAGCUAAGCUGCCUCGGUCGUUGCAUCGUGGCAGGCACGACCCGACGCCUGAAUAAUUACCCCGAUUUGACCGUGUCUGACAUAUUUGACGCUGCAUGUCUCCAUCGCCAAGUCGCAUCAUUCCGGAAUGACAUCGUGAAGGCCACACGAAAGGCCACACGAUCACAUUAGCAGUCAUGGUACGAAUGACAAUAACACCCGCCAUCGCAGAAGGUCAGCAGAGGCUGGAUGAAGUCAGACUCGGACGGGGAAUCGCGGCGAAACCGGAGGACACUGAGCAGGCACCUACGUCAGAUACUGCCGAGGAGGCCGCAGCGACAGCCAGAACCGAAGAGCCAACCCCUAGCGAUGCUGUGGUCGGAGACCCAAUCACGCACGGCCAUAUAUUAGAUCUAUGGAAGAAUCUGAAGACGGAAGGUAUCGAGGGCUUCGAUUUGGAGGGACUGCUGCGAGGUGCCAGGGUGUACAUACCCCCGCCACCUCCAAAGCCUGAACCAUCUGCCGAGUACAAAGCUCUCAUGGCCCGCCUGCGACGCGAUGAAGAGGAAAGAUCGUACCAGCGCAUGUUGAAGCAACCGUCCCGGAUGGAAGCCUUUUCUCAGCAAUUUCCCAGCGCCGCUGCCCGAGCACACGCCUUCGCCGAAGUAAACCGCCCCAUGAACGAAGCAGAUAAUGGCGAUGACGAAGUGACGCUCGGGGACGUGCAGAAGCAGAUGAUGGUUAUUCUCAACUUCCUCAUAAGCAUCAUUGGUGUCGCAGCCACCAUCUGGAUAGCGGCCCGAUGGUGGAAUGUGACUGCCCGGAUAUUCCUGACGCUUGGGGGCGCUAUUGUCGUCUUGAUAGCCGAGGUCGCCGUGUACUCCGGCUAUGUUUGGAGAAUAGGGGAGGCCAAGUCCAAAACCAAAGAACCGGAAGAAAUCAGAGAGGUGAUGCAGUCGUGGGUACUGGGUAAGGAGAGUAAGGUCGAUCCAGCCGGAGAGACGACUACCCUUCUCGAUACAAAAUCGCAAGAUACCGACGAAGGCAUACGGCGGAGACUAAAAGGGCUUUCGUAGGCAGUGAGAUCCACGCAAUGGAACGAUCCUUGGCAGUAUUGUUUGCGAUGUUCGCACUCGCCGGGAAAGCGCUGCAGUUUUAAUCCUUGCGACAUCCCUGUGCAAGGCCAAAAACCGUUGCAAACCGGCAUUUGUAACUACACGGCAAAAGUCGUCCGGUAUUGAGAGGCUUCGUCAAAUGGAGUACCUCUAACACGUGACGGCGUGGGGACAGUUUUAGAGUGCGCGAGUGGACGCGUUGCUGCACGUCAAUUCGCGCGACGCGCUUUGGGUGGGGGGCCCACAGGACC
This is a messenger RNA of Colletotrichum godetiae, 1413 nucleotides long. Its product is annotated as endoplasmic reticulum-based factor for assembly of V-ATPase-domain-containing protein. NCBI's taxonomy places the organism in Eukaryota, Fungi, Ascomycota, Sordariomycetes, Glomerellales, Glomerellaceae. The record is from RefSeq and is a predicted model, not a curated record. Gene Ontology annotation, biological process: vacuolar proton-transporting V-type ATPase complex assembly. Bases 245 to 1123 code for a protein of 292 amino acids. The transcript is spliced from 3 exons. Gene Ontology annotation, cellular component: endomembrane system.